Rotaria sordida is the source of this 957-nucleotide messenger RNA. The record is from the annotation of a GenBank genome assembly. NCBI's taxonomy places the organism in Eukaryota, Metazoa, Rotifera, Eurotatoria, Philodinida, Philodinidae.
AUGUCGUCAUCAACAUCAUCGAGAAAUAUAAAUCAAAAUGAUUUACCAGAUGAUAUUUUCAAUUACAAUAAUGAACGAUUUUAUGAUUAUAUUAAACAAUCAUAUGGCGAUGAUCUUGCUGGUUUACUUAGUUUUCAAGCCAUUAGAAAUGGAUUACAUCUUGUUGAAACGUCAUGCGACGAUAUCUUAUCAAUUUUCCAACAAGAAUCCGAAGAAAUUAACAAACUGCGACAAUUAUGUUGUUUCAAAAUUGGUAAUGACAAAUAUGAAAUUAAAUUGGGUGUUAAACUUGCUAUUAAUAGUCUGAUUGAGUUAUUGAAGGUGAAGCAAGAAGAACAGAAGAAGAAAAAAAAACAAACUUCAACUAAACGUACAUCAUCCAAUAUUGAUACAUUAAAAUCUGUUGAUCAAUUUCAAUCACAAAAUGGAAUGAUUGCACCACCAACAAUAGCUGCUUCGCCAGAUAGUGAUAUACCAUCAACACCAUUAGUAUUACAAUUAAUACAAAAUCGUUUAAAUGACAUUGAUCAUAUAACAGAUAUUGAACAACGAAUAAAUAAAUGGUGGCGUACAUAUAACGAUAAUAAUAAUUUAUUCUUAUCAGAAGGCACACAUUAUCUUUUGGAAAUCAAUAAAUCUAUAAAUGACACAUAUGCGUGUAUUUUAUCUUGUAAAUGUCGUAUUCGAUUCAAGUUGCCAUUUAUGACAACAGGUUUUUUUAAAAUUAUCAGCAUAUUAUCGACACUUGAAGGAAAAACAAUGCUUUACAAUACACGUAAAAAAGAUAAUAAUUCAAUAAGUAAUGAAAAUUCUGCAAAUCGAACAAAUAUUUCUUCAAAACGAACUCGGUCACCAUCAAGAGAAACAGCUUCGAACACAAAAGAAAGUAUCUUAAAAAAGAGUAAAUCAUCAUCUUCAUCGUCAUCAUCAAAUAAUAAACAUAUUGAUCAAGAUUAA